AAAGUAAUCGCCUCUAAUAGCCCUAAAAAGCAAUUAAAAUAAAUUGCACAAGUAUAUACGAAGGGUAGGUAACUCGCCACCCUGCCCCUUCCCUAGCGCGAGGGAUUGUCGCGCGCUCUUAAUACUUCCACCUUCCUUGCCUUCCGCAUAAUAUCCUUUUUUCGCCAUAAGAGUCUUUCUCUGUCUGAAUUAUCCGAUGGGGGUUGCUUACUGCUCUAAUUCUCCCCACUUCGGCACCCCUCCCUCCUCGUAGGUGGGGGAUGGUGGUGGUGGUGGUGUGGAGUUAACGUAGGUCAUCCCUUGAGUGUGUAAAAAUUUUCAUAGUAGUCAGUAAGCGUCGAUGUGCCAAAAGAAGUAGUCGCGCACACUUUCCAAUAUAUAUAUAAAUAUACUUCGUGCGAUCGUGUUUAUUUGAGGAAAAAUUAGUCGUAAUGGCUUUACUGUGAUUCCAUUACUCCGGGCACUUUUUAUUAUAAUUUUUCGCGUCGCAAGUGGGUUUUGUGGUGUGCUCGACGUCAUGCCAUUGCUGCAAGAGAAUACGCCGAAAAGAGCAGUUCCAGAUAUGCUGUCGGCCCGAGACAUUAAGGUGGAACCCGAGGACCAACUGGCCACCGCCUUCCCACCGGUGGGUUACCCGACGUUUGGCAACACCCCAAUGUUCACCUCGACCCAGUUGCUUAUGGCCAGUCAGCUGAUGGCUGCCUCCGGCUUAUCCAUGUCCAGCCCCGGAUUCUUCCAUCCUGGACUGUUGCCGAUGCCCUGGACCGGAAACUCACCCCCGUCCCCACCGGCGAGCAACGAGCAAAUCUCCCCCGCCCAAAAAGUCCGGAAACUGAGCCACAACAACAACAAUAACAACAACAACCUGGUGUCGAGCAGCACCACCGUAGUAGUAGACACGAGAAAGAAGAAGUGGAAACCAUUGGACGAGGAUCACGGCAUCACUUUGCCCUUAAGUUCCCCAACGUGCAGCGUAUCUCCUCCCGCAGGCAGCGACAAUAAAGACGCCAACAAGGACAAACAGUUCACGUGUCAAGUGUGCAAUAGAUCGUUCGGAUACAAACACGUUUUGCAGAACCACGAGCGUACCCAUACCGGCGAGAAACCGUUUGAGUGUCCAGAGUGCCACAAGAGGUUCACCAGAGACCACCAUUUGAAGACGCACAUGAGGUUGCACACGGGAGAACGACCGUACCACUGUGAACACUGCGACCGACAGUUCGUCCAGGUGGCGAACCUGAGGCGGCACCUCAGGGUGCACACGGGGGAGCGGCCGUACUCGUGCGACCACUGCUCGGCCAAGUUUUCCGACUCGAACCAACUGAAAGCCCACGUGCUGAUUCACACCAACGAAAAACCGUUUUCAUGCGAGAGGUGCCGCAGCCGAUUUCGCCGGAGGCACCAUCUGAUGCACCAUAAGUGCGGGGUGCAAUCGGAACCGGAAGGAUCGAGCACCCCCGAACCGGAAGAUUUGAGUAAGGCGACGAGGAGUCUGCAUCCCCCGAGGGUUCCCUUGAUCAGUUUGCCGCUCACGGUGAACCUGCCGGAGCAAACCGAACCCGAGGAUUUGAGUAUGAGCACGGGAAUGACCUCGAACAGUAGCGGGUUCGGAUCACCGAUGUCCAGGAGUCCCAGCUGUGAGGAGGAGGAUCUUUAUGAGGGCGAGGGAGCGUACCUCAAACGGUAAACGUGCGUCUCUUUUGGGAUUUAGUUAAUAUUUUGCCAAAGAAUUAUAAAUGUAUGUAUAUCGAGGCAAAAAAGGGUCGGCAGGUUGUUGUCGACUGUGAAAGGGAAUUUUCAAAUUGCAAGAUGCGAAUAUUGAAAAGGGCCCAUAAAAAUUGCACGGUUACGUCAUAAUGGUACCUGCCGAUUUUACGGUGCCGAAAUUUGCAUUCUCGAGGGUAAAACUGGAGCAACGGGGGCCAAUAAAUUCGAAAGAUCUUUUGUCUAGGGGACGGUUUAGUUUGGGUUUUACGGACGUUCAUCCAAUUAGGUUAUUCACUGUGUUCCGCAGAUGUCUGGGUUCGAUCACUCGCUUUACAGUACAAUUUCAAUAUAAAUUUCUGCACUUAAUUUGACACACUUUAAUUUAGCACUAGUGUUCCAUGAAUUGAAACGCGAAUUUGCCUUAGGUGCCGAAACCAAUGACAGAAUGCUCAAGACAAAAUAAGCCUGGAACAACAUAAAUUUUUCGUUCAUCGAUCGAUUUAAUGCAAAUUAACGAGCCUUCCUUGCCAAAGAACUUAAUAAUCAAUAUCUUAAAAAUAGGAAAAACCUCCUUAUGCCCAAAUAUAAUUUAAUUUUUAAAGAUCUUAUUGCAUCUCUCCCUCCUUUGAGGCAACUUUAUUAAGGUUUUAUCAUCUUCAAAGCAGGACGGAAAAUAGUAAUUAAGGAAACCGUUUGAUGUUGAGACUUUUUAUUAAAAUUGUUUUUGUGCAGUUUUAUGGCGUAACCGUACCGCAAAAACCUGAUCUUAUAGGUCUCGGUUACGUUCCAUUCAAUAAAAUAUGUAAUUUCAUCCAUUGUAUCAACUGUAUACGGUAAGAAUUUAAUCUGUAGACUCUUUUCUAGUUCUAUUAUUAUUAUUGCCCGAGUUUAAAACUAGUUUUGCUCUAUUCACAUAUCGGACAAUUUGCCCUCGCUUCGGUUACGUUACGUAACGGUUUCGCAAUUAAACUUUAUAAUUCGAACUUAAUAAUAAUGAACUGAAGCAGAGCUUUUAAUUGGGCGACCCUACUAUUUGGAUGAUUUACUGACGGUUUGGGUGCUUAGGUUGGAAGUUAAAUUUGGCGGAAUUGACGCACGUUUUCCGCAAAUUCGUAUUGGAAAAUGCCCCUUUUGAGUUAUUUUAUUUUUUUUUAAAGGAGCGUCAAUUUUGCUGGUUUUGGCUCGAUAUAGUAGGGUAAACCUACCCAAGUAACACAUUUUUGGUAUAUUUAUGGUCAAGGCAUAUUUAUCAGAGCUGCAGAAUGUACGUAUAUCAUAUACGAUUCUGUUUAAAAAAGGAAGAGAAUUUCGGCAUUUAAAAAAAUUAACAUAUCUAUUAUUUGAUGAAAUGCUUAU
Molecule: messenger RNA, 3063 nt
Organism: Anthonomus grandis grandis
Lineage: Eukaryota; Metazoa; Arthropoda; Insecta; Coleoptera; Curculionidae
Gene: Kr
Product: protein krueppel-like
Exons: 2
Coding region: 518-1687 (389 amino acids)
Biological process (GO): regulation of transcription by RNA polymerase II
Molecular function (GO): DNA-binding transcription factor activity; RNA polymerase II cis-regulatory region sequence-specific DNA binding
Source: RefSeq, a predicted model, not a curated record